UUAGACUGUGGGAGGAAGAUGGGAAGCCCAGAAAAAAGAACAUGGAUGCACAAGGAUAACAGAAAAGUCCCAGCCAGGAUUUAAACCUGGAACUUCUCGCUCAAGUCUUACAUCAUCUAGAAGGCCACAACUUAAAGGAAGAAUCUCCCAAAUGGGUGCAAGAGGUAUUGCUGAGCUGCAAGGUGAUUAGGGCAAAGAUAAAGUGGAGCAUCACCCCUCCCUCCUCUGUUGUCAUCUGAAGUCAACUCAGUGUUGCUAGGGGCAACAUGCCUUGCAUGGAAAAAGCGAGAGAUGGAGAGACCAGCUGGCGAGCGGGAUGGCAGCACAGAGGCGGGGAGAAAGACUGACUGGCUGCCUCUGCUUCUCUGGACUGAGCAGAGCUGAUCCAAGCAGAGCUGGGAUCGUGACGAUGAAGCAGAAUAGUUGAGACACGACAGCCUGGCAGCAUCAGCAGCACAGAGGAAGGCUGCCCAAUCAACGGCCGACAUGCUCAUGAGUUCAGCAGCCAAUGGAAUGCCAGGAAGCACCCACCCUUGCAAAAGCACUCAGUCGCAGAGGCUGCACAGUCCUGCCUCAGAUCUCUUAUUAAUGAAUGGAGCUGUUUUCAGGCUGCAUCAGUGCACAUCUCUGCCCUCUCGGUUCAGCUGCUCCAUCCUCUGACAGAGAAGACCAUCAGCAAAGACAGCGGCUAUAAGGAGAUUCCAGCUCUGACAAUGGAAGGACAACAAAGAAACUCAGAGGUUCACGAUGGGGACACAGCCGAGGACGUGGCAGCAGCUAUUAAAGCCACAGACUCCAUUCUUGAUCUCCACCUUCUGGAUUCACCAUCUCCAUCCUCAUCUUGUUCCCCUCUUCCUCCAUCAGCAUCGGCCUCCGCCCUGCUGGCUUUGGCGUCUCCAGCCACCAGGCGCUCAAUUUCUAUGGGAGACUUUCGGAGGGUUACAGGGGCACUCCUAGCUCGUUCGGAGCCCCCAUCAACUUCUGCCACGGCCCCCUCCUCCAAGCUUGUCACUCCCAGCUCCAGCAUGGAGUUUGAGGCCGCUCGCCGGCGCCUCCUGGAGGUGGAGGAGCGUCAGCGUGUGAUUAGAGAGAUGGAGCGGCGACUGGAGGAGCUCAGGGAGAUGUUUGUGCGCUCAGAGCAGCAGGUAGUGCUUCAUGGGGAGCUGGUGACACGGAUAUCCAGCGCAGCCCAGCAGGGGGAGCUGUACGUGGCAGAAAAUGGUCAACGGCUGAAAAAAGGCUUAAAGUUCAAGAAACAUCGCCCGACCAUCAUCUUUUCCUCCAUGCUUGGACUUCGCACGUGCCUCCCAUGGCCUGUGAAGCUCAAAUAGGACAGCAGGGGCAUUACAGUUUAGUCCUGCGCUCUACAUACCUGAAGGGCAGGACUCCAUCUUUGAACCGUCUUUGGCUAACACAGCUACUUUCCAUUUUUAACCUCUUUGCUCUUGCAUCUUGAGGCUGGACCUCAGGGGCUUUAGAGUGCCUACAAACAUCACAAAUGCUAGUAAGGAACUUCCAGUUCAGUGAGUGUCUGAGGAAAUUAUCUAGCAGGGAAACCAAAUAAGCCUGAACUAGUGAAAUGUGAUCAGAAUCUCAUUAUGUCCACAUAGUUUUUAGAUCUUUUUCUGCUUGUAAGUUGUUUUAAUGUUGCAAAGUAGAGCUUUAGAUCAAGCCUGCAGAACUCAGAUGAGUCAAACAACGUGGGAGGAAAGGUUCAGAAUGACCUGUGAGACAUCUCUAUGGCUAACAUAUGCUGCAGUGGGGCUUAUGUAAUGUUAGAUUGUGAGAAGAAGAAGCAAAGCAGGACAGAAGUGGAAGAAAUGGUUAAAGAGCUGAAACAUCUUAAUAACCUGCUUGUUACCUUAGCAAAUCUAAAGGCUGCUUCACUAGAAAACCAGGGAUACAGAAAUGAUUUGGAGAAGGACAAAACCGUGCCUAGGCUUUUCAGGGACUACUCUUCCUCUACUCUGGAUCCUAAUUUUAGACCACAACCAAGGAAAAGCAGGACAGCAGGAAAGCAAUUCAUGCUGGGACAUUUCCACCUGUGGCCUCUUUUUAUCCAGUCACCUAGCAACCACUCAUCCCUCCAUCUUAAAGCCGAUUCCACACAUGCAUAUGAUGCAUCCAGAUGAGUUUGUGACAGCUGGAGAUCCUCUGAGGGAAUUAGUCAAAGAUACUAUAGAUAGAAAUUUGUAAUUAAUGUGCUACCUUUUUUUGAUUUAGGUGAUGGAAUUGUGGUGAUUUAUCAGUGUCAGAAUGAAAAUCUUGACGAUGCUGAUUUGGUGAGCAGAUUACGUAGAACAAACAGGUAAAUGCUGCUUCUUAGAGCAGUCCCGCUUGCAGUCCGGGUUCUGUCUCAUCUGUAAACAUACUUUUAUUUGAGUUCUUUUGAGAGAUUAGCCAUGAGUUAAUGCAUGCACCUGCAAGAGGUGACCUGAUUUCCACACGUGAUUUGGACCGGUCUUUGCCUGUUUCCUCUCUUUUUGGGUCAGUGUUAAUUUAACCUCUUGAAUUGAUUGGAAUUUCUGCCAUUACUUUGCUUUAGCACACAACGUGUAGCUUACUAUUUUGGCUGUCAAAAGGUAAAAAAAAACAACCUUUAAGAUUUCUGAUGGUGCUUUUAUCAUUAUUACUAGUAUUAUUAUUUUGCUUUUGUUGUGAUAGGUAAAAAGAACAAAAGAGCAAGGCUGUUUACAACACAAGCAUGCGGUUUCAUUGUAUAAUCAAUGUAGGGUUCAUAAAGCUUCAUAUGCUUCAAGGCAGUUGUUCAAUUGUGGCUUUUGCUAGCCUGCACAAAUGAAGAUCAUGCAUUAGAUGCAUUUAUGCCCUUCCUGUUUAGUCAAGAAUAUUUGAAAACAGUGCUAGUAAAUAAUUUGAGGAUGGUUGUGUCAGAAAUCCUGCACACAACAAGGAAGGAAGAUAAGAUGUGUGGAGUCAAACGAUGAGGUUUGACAUGUUGGUUGGUGAACCUGAGUGACAGAAAAAGAUCUUUAAUAGACUCUAAGGGCUAGACGUUAUCACUCUGGCCAAGCUGGAAUCAAACAAAAGGUCACUCCACCAUUUGCACAAGCUGCUACAAGCUAACAAGCAUUUUAGUCAAGAGAAGGAACCAAAAGAAAGUAGCAGAUAAAUCAAACUUUCUCUAGAAAGCAGGGAAGACUUUCUGUUUUGAAUGUAGACUGCAUUUCACAUGCUGGCCACCUUUGUGCACAAACCAAACUGUGUUUUGCAGUUUCUAGCAGAUUGAUUUUAUGAAUGAAAAGAGUCUCAGAGACCUUAAACAUGUUUUCACACUUCUGUGUACAUAGCUGCAGAUUAACCCGCUUAUCAAGCUGGAAUAAUAUGCCUUAUUAUAGACGUUUUUUUCUGUGCAUUAGAAUUUAAUGUAGUCCUGGUAUUUUAAUGGUCUAGGCAAAGACAAGGGUAUUUCAUGACCAUCGUUGACUUCAUUUAAAGUCUCUUUUAAUCAGGAGAAAUAUCCCACUUGAGUCAAGAACUGCUGAAAGACAAAACCUUUUUGUUUUUCCAUGAAUGAAAGGAAACUCAAAGAUCUUUACACUUACAGAAUGAAUGUAAUGCUAUUUUUGGUUUAUUAGUUUUAAAUCUAUGUUGUUGUAAUCUGUGACUGGCUUUAUAUGCUUAUGAAUUUAUUAGCUUUUUCUUUUUCUCACAUCCCUUUACAAACACCUGUGCUAGACAAACACAAAAAAAAAGAUCUGGAUUUCAUAUUUAUACGUUGCUAAAUAUUAAAUAUUGGCACUAAAAGCACAGUGUUUUUUUUACAAGUGUUAAACACAUUUAUUAAGAGUUUUGUAAACUUGAGAGCUUUACUUUCAAUUAUUAUAAGAUCAAAAAUGUCUUCUUUUUAAAAUUUGCUUGUAAAUACUUGGGCACAAUUUUGCUUGGAACAGAUUUUAUUAAUUGCACAAUACAGAGUGGACCUUGUUACAAAUGUAAUAGUUCUGGUUUUAAGAUUUAAAAAAAAGGCACUGUGAAAUAGUGAAUGUUCUGCGGUUUUCUGCCUUCAACUGCUUUAUUUCUUGACCCAUUUCUUUUAUUUCAGCACAAAGCAAAUGUAAGAGACAUUAAUAUUUAUUAGAAGCUCUAAGGUUAAGCAGUUCUAUUUGAAUUUUUGUAAGAUAGGCUCAAUUAUUGAAAUAAAAUCAACCUAAUGGCUUAAAUGUU
Molecule: messenger RNA, 4185 nt
Organism: Oryzias latipes (Japanese medaka)
Lineage: Eukaryota; Metazoa; Chordata; Actinopteri; Beloniformes; Adrianichthyidae
Biological process (GO): regulation of cell population proliferation
Cellular component (GO): nucleus
Molecular function (GO): DNA binding
Source: RefSeq, a predicted model, not a curated record